Danio rerio (zebrafish) is the source of this 5185-nucleotide messenger RNA. The record is from RefSeq and is a predicted model, not a curated record. NCBI's taxonomy places the organism in Eukaryota, Metazoa, Chordata, Actinopteri, Cypriniformes, Danionidae.
CCGCUGUUGGUCAAUAUGUCAGUGUAGAGAGCAGAUCUGCUGCAGUUCCACCCCCAUCAUCUCCAUAUUAUUAGAGAGAGACAGAAGCUGAGAGCACAGUGUGAGGAGGAGAGAGAAGACAAAACACGGAGAUACUCUAUUCAUUAUCAUUCUCUUGGAUUUACAGAAUUUUCUUCUUUUCACUUUGGAUAUUCACAUGAUUCCCUUCAGUUUCUUGGAUCAAAUUAUUUGUCUUCUGCUUUAAUCUUCGUUCUCUGGGCUCCUGCAAAAUGUCGGACAGAACAAUGGCGCGGCAAGUACUGCUGUUUAUUUGGUUUCUCUCUCUCAGUUCAGCUCUCGGGCAGGUCAGUUACUCCAUUCCUGAGGAAAUGGCCAAAGGCUCUUUAGUCGGGAACAUAGCGCAGGAUUUGGGUUUAGAUUUAAAGAGGCUGAAAUCGGGGAAAGCGCGGAUUUAUACAGGAGACAGCGCUGAAUACAUCGAGCUGAAUAAAGAAAGAGGAGUCCUCCUUAUCAAAGAGAGAAUAGACCGAGAGGCGCUGUGCGGACAGACAACGCCUUGCGCGCUGCAUCUGCAGAUCAUACUCGAAAAUCCCAUGGAGUUUUUUAGUGUUACUAUUGAAAUAACAGAUAUUAAUGACAACACUCCCAGUUUUAAAAAGACAAAGGUUAUUUUUAGAAUCAGCGAAUUAGCGGUUUUAGGCUCUAAAUUUAUGUUGGAGCCUGCUGUAGAUCUCGACGUGGGAAUUAAUGGUCUUCAGAGCUAUAUGCUGAAACCAACAGAUAAUUUUAACCUUAAAUUUAAAAAUCAAGCAGGAGACGGAAAACAUGUGGAAAUGAUUUUGCAAAAACCUUUAGAUCGUGAAAAACAGAAUGAAAUCAAAUUAGUCCUCACAGCUGUUGAUGGAGGAGAUCCUCAGUUAUCUGGAAGUAUAGAUAUUCACAUCACUGUGUUAGACGUAAAUGACAACGCGCCUGUUUUCAUGCAGUCCGUUUAUAAAGCAACUGUGACAGAAAAUGCGCCAAAAGACACGAUUGUGUCCACAGUGAGCGCAACUGACGCCGACGAGGGUAUAAAUAGUAAAAUAGAGUAUUCCAUUGCCAACAUGGAAGAUGAUGUUCAGCAGUUAUUUACCAUUAAUAGAGAUAAUGGUCAAGUCAGUGUGGUCGGCAUAAUAGAUUUUGAAAGAGCUCGUAACUAUGAGAUACGCGUGCAGGCGAGUGAUCACGGUGACCUGACUGAUUCUUGUAAAAUAAUAGUUGAUGUUAUUGAUGUAAAUGAUAAUAAACCGGUGAUUAAUAUUAUGUCCAAAACAAACGUGAUAGCUGAAAAUUCUCCGUCUGAAACCGUGGUUACAAUGAUAAAUGUCCAGGAUGCUGAUUCAGGGGAAAAUGGGAAAGUUCAGUGUUCUGUUAAUGAAAAUAUUCCCUUUUCUCUUAAAUCCACUAAUAAUAAUUUCUUCAGUUUAGUCACUGAUGGUGAUUUAGAUCGCGAGAGAGAGUCUGAGUAUGACAUCAGUGUGACGUGUGCUGAUGAGGGCGUGCCCUCUCUCUCCAGCAGCGUCACUCUCUCCUUACAGAUAUCAGAUGUGAAUGAUAACCCGCCUGUCUUUGAGCAGAGCUCAUAUCAGGCCUCUGUUCAGGAAAACAACACACCUGGUCUUUCCAUAUUCACAGUCAGAGCCAGAGACGCAGAUUUUAACCAGAACGCCCGUGUGUCCUACAUACUGGAGGACUCGUCGGUUAACGGAGUGCCCGUCUCCUCGUUAGUGUCCGUUAGUGCUGAUAGUGGAGUCAUACAUGCAGUGCGAUCUUUCGAUUACGAGCAGAUCAAAGAAUUUCAGUUCCGCGUAAAAGCGCAGGACGGAGGCUCUCCUCCUCUCAGCAGCAACGCGAGCGUCAAAAUCCUGAUUCAGGACCAGAAUGACAACGCGCCUCAGGUUCUGUAUCCGGUCCAGUCAGGCGCUUCUGUGGUGGCUGAAAUAGUGCCUCGUUCGGCAGAUGUGGGUUAUCUGGUGACUAAAGUGGUGGCUGUUGAUGUGGACUCUGGACAGAACGCCUGGCUCUCCUAUAAACUGCACAAAGCCACAGACAGGGCGCUGUUUGAAGUGGGCGCACAGAAUGGAGAAAUCAGAACUGUCCGGCAAGUGACAGAUAAAGAUGCUGUCAAACAAAGACUCACUGUUGUAGUGGAGGACAACGGGCAGCCCUCUCGAUCAGCUACAGUCAAUGUUAACGUGGCGGUGGCGGACAGCUUCCCUGAGGUGCUCUCGGAGUUCACCGACUUUACGCACGACAAGGAAUACAACGACAACCUGACUUUCUAUUUGGUCUUGGCCUUGGCUGUAGUGUCGUUUCUCUUUAUCGUGUCCAUCAUCGCCAUACUGUCAGUCAAAUGCUACAGAUGGAGACGCGAGCGGAUGUUUUAUAAGUCUGGAGCGAAUCUUCCAGUUAUUCCGUAUUACCCGCCUCUUUACGCAGAUGUAGGAGGCACAGGAACUUUACAGCACGUGUACAAUUAUGAGGUUUGCAGAACCACUGACUCCAGAAAAAGUGAUGUGAAAUACGGCAGACCUUGCAGUGAGAGCAUCAUUAGUCUGGACACCAGUGGAACACAGACACUCACGCAUGCGCAAAGAGGAAAACUGGUCAGUGGAGAUUUUGAUGAUCAGUUCCCUUCAAGUUCUAGGAUCAAAUUAUUUGUCUUCUGCUUUAAUCUUCGUUUUCUGGUCUCCUGCAAAAUGUCGGACAGAACAAUGGCGCGGCAAGUACUGCUGUUUAUUUGGUUUCUCUCUCUCAGUUCAGCUCUCGGGCAGGUCAGUUACUCCAUUCCUGAGGAAAUGGCCAAAGGCUCUUUAGUCGGGAACAUAGCGCAGGAUUUGGGUUUAGAUUUAAAGAGGCUGAAAUCGGGGAAAGCGCGGAUUUAUACAGGAGACAGCGCUGAAUACAUCGAGCUGAAUAAAGAAAGAGGAGUCCUCCUUAUCAAAGAGAGAAUAGACCGAGAGGCGCUGUGCGGACAGACAACGCCUUGCGCGCUGCAUUUUCAGAUCAUUCUCGAAAAUCCAAUGCAGCUAUACAGAGUAACAGUUGAAAUACAAGACAUUAAUGAUAACGCUCCUGUAUUCAGUCGUAAUGAGAUGAAAUUUGAAAUUAGCGAAUUGGCUCAGACAGGAGCUAAAUUUGAUUUGGAGACUGCAGUAGACACUGAUGUGGGAUUAAAUGGUCUUCAAAGAUAUACACUGAAGCCGAGUGAUAAUUUUAUUGUGAAAACUCACAGUUUACCAGAUGGUAGUAAAUCGGUCGAAAUGGUUCUACAGAAACCCCUGGAUCGCGAAAAUCAAGAUCAUAUUUCUUUAUUGUUAACAGCGGUCGAUGGCGGCGAGGUUCAGAUGUCAGGCACAAUGCUGAUACACAUUACUGUCUUGGACGCGAAUGAUAACGCUCCUGUUUGCAGUCAGUCAGUAUACAAAGCUACUAUAGCCGAGAACUCGGCAAAGGGCACCGUGUUGACCACAGUAAGCGCGUCCGACGCAGAUGAUGGCUCUAACGGCGUCGUCACGUAUUCAUUGUCCUCCGCAGCGUCAGCAAACCUGUUUGAAAUUGGCCAAUAUGAUGGUGUCCUCCGGCUAAUUGGAAAUGUUGAUUACGAAAAAAACAAACACCAUCAGAUAGCGAUUCAAGCCAGUGAUCAGGGAGGGCACACUGAUUCUUGUAAAGUAAUUAUUGACGUCACAGAUGUGAACGACAACAAGCCAGUUAUCAGUUUAAUGUCCAAAUCAAGUGACAUUUCUGAAAAUGCCACACCAGAGACGGUUGUUGCAAUGAUGAACAUACAAGACGCAGAUACGAAUGAAAAUGGCAUUGUAAAAUGUGUAUUAAAUGAAAACAUUCCUUUCAUCAUUCAGUCUUCGUCGGAUGGCUUUUACAGCCUCGUUACUGAUGGUGAUUUAGAUCGCGAGAGAGAGUCUGAGUAUGACAUCAGUGUGACGUGUGCUGAUGAGGGCGUGCCCUCUCUCUCCAGCAGCGUCACUCUCUCCUUACAGAUAUCAGAUGUGAAUGAUAACGCGCCUGUCUUUGAGCAGAGCUCAUAUCAGGCCUCUGUUCAGGAAAACAACACACCUGGUCUUUCCAUAUUCACAGUCAGAGCCAGAGACGCAGAUUUUAACCAGAACGCCCGUGUGUCCUACAUACUGGAGGACUCGUCGGUUAACGGAGUGCCCGUCUCCUCGUUAGUGUCCGUUAGUGCUGAUAGUGGAGUCAUACAUGCAGUGCGAUCUUUCGAUUACGAGCAGAUCAAAGAGUUCCAGUUCCGCGUAAAAGCGCAGGACGGAGGCUCUCCUCCUCUCUGCAGCAACGCGAGCGUCAAAAUCCUGAUUCAGGACCAGAAUGACAACGCGCCUCAGGUUCUGUAUCCGGUACAGUCAGGCGCUUCUGUGGUGGCUGAAAUAGUGCCUCGUUCGGCAGAUGUGGGUUAUCUGGUGACUAAAGUGGUGGCUGUUGAUGUGGACUCUGGACAGAACGCCUGGCUCUCCUAUAAACUGCACAAAGCCACAGACAGGGCGCUGUUUGAAGUGGGCGCACAGAAUGGAGAAAUCAGAACUGUCCGGCAAGUGACAGAUAAAGAUGCUGUCAAACAAAGACUCACUGUUGUAGUGGAGGACAACGGGCAGCCCUCUCGAUCAGCUACAGUCAAUGUUAACGUGGCGGUGGCGGACAGCUUCCCUGAGGUGCUCUCGGAGUUCACCGACUUUACGCACGACAAGGAAUACAACGACAACCUGACUUUCUAUCUCGUCUUGGCCUUGGCUGUAGUGUCGUUUCUCUUUAUCGUGUCCAUCAUCGCCAUACUGUCAGUCAAAUGCUACAGAUGGAGACGCGAGCGGAUGUUUUAUAAGUCUGGAGCGAAUCUUCCAGUUAUUCCGUAUUAUCCGCCUCUUUACGCAGAUGUAGGAGGCACAGGAACUUUACAGCACGUGUACAAUUAUGAGGUUUGCAGAACCACUGACUCCAGAAAGAGUGAUGUGAAAUACGGCAGAGCUUGCAGUGAGAGCAUCAUUAGUCUGGACACCAGUGGGACACAGACACUCACGCAUGCGCAAAGGGGAAAACUGGUCAGUGGGGAUUUUGAUGAUCAGGUGAGAAUUGUUUCAUAACUUUUACAAUGCUUUUAUUAAAAAAAAAAAAACUU